GUCUGUUUACGUUUUUUUAAUUGAAAACUAUUAAUAUAAAAUGUAGUUGGAGUUAUUUUGGUUUUUCUAUGGAUGGCGAGCUGAAACUGCACAUUACAGAAUUAAAUUUUGCUGUGAAACUUAGGCGUGAUUUACCACUAUUAAGCAAACAGGUAAAGUUCCGCGAUGCUGCCUUUAGUGUACGGAAUAUUGGUGCUAGUAAUAGUAGCAGUGUCAUAUAUCAAAUGGAAGCAGACGUAUUGGCGAAGACUAGGAAUCACCCAAAUAGACCCGCCGUUUUUCUUCGGCAACUUUAAGGAAUCCAUCAAACAACGGAAAUCUUUUUUCAACAUCUACAUCGAGCUCUACAACGAGCUGAAGAGGAAAGGCGCGAAACAUGCUGGGCUGUAUUUUUUCUUUCGUCCCACUUGGACAGUCUUGGAUCCUGAACUGAUCAAAAACAUUCUGGUAAAAGAUUUCGAUUACUUCAUGAGUCACGGAACCUACGUUAACGAGGUACUCGAACCGCUAACGGGAAAUCUCUUCAAUCUCGAAGGACCGAAAUGGAGAAGUUUACGAUCAAAAUUAAGUCCAACAUUUACUUCGAGUCAGAUGAAAAUGAUGUUCCAAACGAUAGCUUCGUGUGCGCCCGAGCUGAGGGAAAUAAUGAACGAUCACGCCGAGAACGACAAAAUUGUCAACAUAAAGGAAGUUCUCUCGCGAUUCACAAUGGACGUAAUUGGAAACUGUGCUUUCGGAAUCGACUGCAACACCAUGAACAAUCCGAACAACGACUUCAGCUUGUACGGAAACCGGAUCUUCGAACGCAAUUCGUCAGUAAUCAUUCGCAGGGCAUUUUCGCAAAUUCUUCCCAAGUCAAUGAUAAAUGCGCUCGGAAUUAGGAUUGGCAAUCAAGAUGUGGCGAAAUUUUUCAUGGACAUGGUGAAGGAAAACGCUGCGCACAGGGAGAAAAACAACGUGUUCCGCAAAGAUUUUUUCCACUUGCUGCUUCAGUUGAAGAACAAAGGGCGUAUAACGGACGAAGAGACGGUGAUCAAUGGUACAAGGAACGAGUCCGCUUUGAAUAUCAAUGAAGUGGCUGCUCAAUGUUUCGUGUUUUUUGGGGCGGGCUUUGAAACCUCCUCCACCACGAUGGCGUUCGCCCUAUAUGAAAUUGCCAAUUCCGAGGAAAUUCAGGAAAAAGCCAGGAUGGAAAUUAUAGACGUGAUCAAAAAGAACGACAACCAGAUAACUUACGAAGGAAUAAUGCAAAUGUCUUAUUUGGAAAAAAUCGUUUUUGAGACACUAAGAAAAUAUCCACCAGCGCCUAUCAUACCGAGAAAAUGCACUAAAUCUUACAAAGUUCCAGACGGAAGCAAUGUAAUCAUACCCAAAGGCACCGCGGUUCAAAUUCCAGCCUGUGCCAUUCACAUGGAUCCAGAAUACUAUCCUGAACCGGAAAGGUUUGAUCCCGAGCGGUUUUCGGAGGAAAAAAAACAUUCUAGACCUGUAUGUAGUUGGCUCCCCUUUGGUGAUGGACCCAGGCAAUGUAUAGGACUAAGAUUUGGUGUACUGCAAACGAAGGUUGGUUUGGCAACGAUCCUGAAGGAUUUUAAGCUGAAGAUCAACGACAAAACCAUUACGCCAAUAGAAAUCGACUCCAAAUCACUUGUGACGUCCGCUAAGGGUGAAAUUAAAACGCGAUUACUUAAAGCAAAAAUGAGAUUCAAAAAUUUCAUGAAGUAUGAAGUUUUCUCAAAGAAAUCUCUUAUUGUGAGCACGACGAAUUUAAACAGAAAAAUUGGUAAAUCGAACAUUGAUUCUCUUGAUUUUAGGGAGUGUACUAAAACCAUACGAGAACAUUCAUUGUGUUUUGUCUCAUAUAUUUUAAUUUCAUAAAAAAUAUUAAAUAAGGUAUUUAUUAAUAUAAUGUUUACAUUCGUUUUGAUUUUCUUUUAAUUAUAUUAACUGACCAUUUCCAUUAAAUAUUGCUAUUUUGUAUAUUAUCAAAUAUAGAUGAUAAUACAUGAAUUUUCAAAGGACCAUAAAAAAAAGGUUGAGCAGAGUCAUUAAAUAUACACCUGCGAGGCCAUUUCAAAUCGUGUUUUCAACCAAUAAAACUUCGGAUAUUUCCAGGAUAUUGCUCACGUGUUUGGAAGCGGUCGGAUGCUUUCGAAGAUAUUAGCGACUGCUGGAAUUUUGACGUUUUUACCCAAAAACUAAAAGUAUAAAAGUAUAGUAUACAAUACGUUGAUAAACUUGUUGCAUAAUAUACAAUGUUUUACACUUUCUAUUAUAAAAUUCCCAAUUGUGGUCUACUCAAAUGGGCGGAAAGUGUCAUUUUAAGACUGCAAAUUACUUAAUCCACGGUCAAGAGCCCUUUCGGCCAUUUUCGGUACAUUAGUCAAGGGGUUAGAAGCGAACCAGAACUAAUCCAAGAUUAAUAAUCGUAAAAAGAACUAUAUUAUGCAAUAAUUUGAUAAAUUUUCUACUCGUUGCACGCUCGCUGCAAAUCAAACUCGUGACUAAUGGCGUUUAUCAAACUUGUUGUAUAAUAUACUGUCUCAGCACUCAUAAACAAAAUUAAGGAAUGCUCAAAUAUUUGGCUUUGAAAGCCUUAAAUUUUCUUCAAAAUUUCAUCAGGAUUCCUCCGCUGGAUAGAACACAAAAAAUAUACAAAAAAAAGUACAUUGUUUCAGGAUCCCACCUUGUAUGAAUUAUGUACGGAUGCCAAAAUUUAUAUAUUAUUAAUUGUUAAUCUUUUAUUAGGGACAAAAUCCAUAAUUAUUAAUGUUAUUUCUUUUCUUUUUACAGUAUUCCAGGAGAAAAAACAUAAAUAAUUAUGGAUUUUGUCCUUAAUAAAUAAAUAACAACUCUUAGAUUCGAUUACUAAUUUCAACCAUGUAAGCAUACAGAGUAAAUAUAGAUAAAAUUGAUGAAUCAAUUAAAGAUAAUAAAUUUAAAAAGUUGAAAUUAAUAGUUGCUCUUGAAAUCCAUUCUACAAUGGAUUUCAUUUCUAGUUAUUUCAGUUUUAAUAAAUGUAUUUAAUCUGCUUCUAAAUAAUGAAAUUGUUCUACUAUUAAGCAAUCCCAUUAUUUUAUUUGUGAAACUGUUGCAGAGAAAUAAAAAAAACACAUUUGUCCUAUUGUUUUAGAUACCUAGAUUUGGCAGUGCCUUGGUUCGUUUUGUGUCUGGUUGAGUGACGAUGUUCAUAAUUUCUAAUGGAAUUUUAUUGAAAAAGAUUUGGACUGCUAUUUUUUGGAAAUAGAGUUGUCGUGCAUCCAGCAUACCAGAUUCAUAAACAAAAUUUAUAAAUAAUUUCUGCGGAGUGUUCAUUCCCCCCAAAUAUUUGUUUGUCAACCCACCUCAUGCGAAAAUUGCAUAAUUUAAAUGAUAUUGAGUGAGCCCAUAGUACAAGGUUUUAAGCUGGUCUAACUCUAAAUUUUUUGUAAAAAAUCUGAAAAUUGUUAUAAGUGAUCUAAGUUUAUUUGUGAUAUAUUAGAAGUAGUGGUCCGAUCUCAAAUGACUAUCAACAAUUACUAUAAUAUACUUAAAUUAAUUACAAAAUUUUAUGUCGAGUUAACUAGAAAUUUAAGGCUAUCAUAUAAUGGUAAUUUAUUGCUAUAACAACUAAAAAACUAUCAACAAUUAAUC
This is a messenger RNA of Cylas formicarius (sweet potato weevil), 3633 nucleotides long. RefSeq names its product cytochrome P450 6a2-like. The transcript has 5 exons. The coding region runs from base 166 to 1878 and encodes 570 amino acids. Gene Ontology annotation, molecular function: monooxygenase activity; iron ion binding; heme binding. The record is from RefSeq and is a predicted model, not a curated record. NCBI's taxonomy places the organism in Eukaryota, Metazoa, Arthropoda, Insecta, Coleoptera, Brentidae.